CAUUUGGAUGCGAUGGGUAAUGAAAGAAUUUGGUUCAGGUUCACUCUCGAAGAAGCCCUCCACAGGCCGUAAAACGAUGACGGCUGAAACUUGAGCAACCUCGAAAAAACCUCUCCCUCUAUUUUCAAUCCUGGAAUCCGCCAUUUCUUGAGUUCUUGUGGAGCUUCUAUUUCCAUCUCGAAGUGCGCCGCGUGGGAACCGGAAACCCUCCGAUGUGUGAUUGAAGUUUAGGCCAAACAAAAUGGUGAACAAAUCGCAAGCAUUUUCUUGGUCCCGUCUCAUUCUCAGCCAGGUCGUGCAAAACCCUACUAAAACCCCACUGCAUAUUACCCGGAAUAUCUCCAAUUUGCGGCGGUUCCCGUUCGAGGAGAUACCCAAGUUCUCCUUUUCAGGGGCGGCUCGUUACUCCACCGCUUCGGCCAGAGUUGUGCAGGAUCUUCUCGCUGAGGUGGAGAAAGAGAAGCAGAGAGAAAGGGAGCAGCGGAGAAGGGCCGGUCUCGAUACUAAGGAUAUUGACGAUGAGGAUCAGGAGGAUUAUAUGGGUGUUGGGCCAUUGAUAGAGAAGCUCGAGAAGGAAAAGCUAAAGGAUACUGGGGACUUGAACGCGUAUGAAGAGCCCACUGAUUCUGAUAGUGAUGAAGAUGACGAAAGAUUCAGCCCUGAAUCUGUCAAAGAGAGGUUUGAUAAGUUUGAGAGGAAAUUCAAGAGGCACGAGGAAUUGCUCAAGCACUUCACUGAGUCUGAAAACAUGGAUGAUGCUUUCAAAUGGAUGAAUAAAAUUGACAAGUUUGAGCAAAAGCACUUCGGGCUUCGUCCUGAAUAUCGAGUAAUUGGUGAAUUAAUGAAUCGCUUGAAAGUAGCAGAGGGCAAGGAAAAGUUCAUUCUUCAACAAAAGUUGAAUAGGGCUAUGAGAUUAGUGGAGUGGAAGGAAGCUUAUGAUCCAAACAAUCCUGCCAACUAUGGAGUAAUUCAACAAGAACAAGUAGGAUCAUCAGUUGAUCUCCUGGAGCAAUCAGGAUUUGCAAAAGAGAAGCAAAUCAUACAAGGAGCUGAUGAUGAUGAUGAGGAAGAGUUUGAUGACAUGAAAGAAAGGGAUGAUAUUCUACUGGAGAAGCUUAAUGCUAUCGAUAAGAAACUUGAAGAGAAGCUAGCAGAGCUUGAUCAUACUUUUGGAAAGAAAGGGAAGGUUUUAGAAGAAGAGAUUCGAGAUCUUGCAGAGGAGAGAAAUUCUUUAACUGAGAAGAAAAGAAGACCCCUUUAUCGAAAAGGCUUUGAUGUGAAAUUAAUUGAUGUGAACAGAACUUGUAAAGUUACAAAGGGUGGACAAGUUGUCAAAUACACUGCUCUCUUGGCUUGUGGGAACUAUCAUGGAAUUGUUGGUUAUGCAAAAGCCAAAGGACCUGCAGUACCGAUUGCUUUACAAAAGGCAUAUGAGAAAUGCUUCCAAAAUCUUCAUUAUGUGGAACGCCAUGAGGAGCACACAAUUGCACAUGCAGUACAGACGGCAUACAAAAAAACAAAGGUAUAUCUUUGGCCAGCAUCAACCUGUACAGGCAUGAAAGCUGGGAAAACUGUUCAAACUGUUUUGAAUCUGGCCGGCUUUAAAAAUGUCAAAUCUAAGGUCGUUGGCUCAAGGAACCCCCACAACACUCUGAAGGCCCUCUUCAAAGCGCUGAAUGCAAUUGAAACUCCAAAGGAUAUUCAAGAAAAGUUUGGGCGGACUGUUGUCGAGAAGUACUUGCUAUGAUAGGAGGUUCUUUUUUCUUCUUUCCCGUCUUUUUUAUUUAUUCAGGUCGAGUCUAUUUUUGCUGUUUCUAACUCAAAAGGCAUUGAUUUUCAAUUAGAUGUAUAAAAGAGAAUUUUGGUACAUUUAACCUGAGAAGCACCACUGUAACUUGUGUUCAAGUUUUCAUUAUCUCCCUUUUACAUCAAUAAUCAAUAGAAACAUCAUUUUCAGUA
Molecule: messenger RNA, 1959 nt
Organism: Momordica charantia (bitter melon)
Lineage: Eukaryota; Viridiplantae; Streptophyta; Magnoliopsida; Cucurbitales; Cucurbitaceae
Product: Ribosomal protein S5 family protein
Biological process (GO): translation
Cellular component (GO): ribosome
Molecular function (GO): structural constituent of ribosome; RNA binding
Source: RefSeq, a predicted model, not a curated record